Molecule: messenger RNA, 699 nt
Organism: Triticum aestivum (bread wheat)
Lineage: Eukaryota; Viridiplantae; Streptophyta; Magnoliopsida; Poales; Poaceae
Product: dirigent protein 21
Exons: 1
Coding region: 20-553 (177 amino acids)
Source: RefSeq, a predicted model, not a curated record
AUACAUCCUAGUACAAGCCAUGGCCGUCAAGCACACCAUGCAGCUCCUACCAGCCUUUGUCUUCGCCCUAGCCCUUGUCCUUAGGGCAUCAGCAGCAGCAGCGGAGACGAUCCACCUCAAGUUCUACAUGCAUGACAUCGUGACUGGCAGCCCAGCAACAGCAGUGCAAGUCAUCAAAGGCGUGGUGCCGCUGGCAAACGACCCCACCACCUACUUCGGCGACAUGUAUGUCAUCGACGACCUGCUGACGGAGGGGCCGGACGCAGCGUCCCCCGCCGUCGGCAGGGCACAGGGCUUCUUCCAGUUCGCGUCGAUGACGGAGUACGCGCUGCUGCUCACUGCCAACUUCGUGUUCACGGCGGGGAGCCAUAACGGGAGCUCUGUGGCCGUGCUCUCAAGGGACGUCAUCUUCGAUACCGUCAGGGAGCUGCCGAUCGUGGGCGGCACUGGCGGGCUCCGUGGUGCGACCGGGUACGGUCUGCUCCGGACACACUCCGCCAACACCACCACCAGGAACGCGGUGCUCAAGAUUGAUAUGUACCUGCGCGUGUAGGUGCAGACCAUAGGUCUGAACUUACUUUCAUGCAUCUGGUGGGUGCUUGCAUAAAAGAAGCAUCGACGAUUUGUGUGUGUGUGUGUGUGUGUGUGUUAUGGCCCGGGAUGUCUUCAGCAUGUCAGCGCGUCUGAUUUUUUUGUUUA